UUCCAAGUUCUAUCUAAAUCUUUAUUUUUUUAAUUUUUUGGCAGCCUGCAUCCAAAUUUUGUUACGUAUGAUUCGAGCCAGAACAUCAUUUAUAACCAUUCCAUUUUAUGAUCUAACAAAGCUUUUUGUUAAAUACUAAAACCUUUUUGAGAAAAAUAAAAGGAAAGUAAUAAAAACCCAUUGAAAAACCUCACAAAUACAACUCCCGAAAAAAUCUCCCUCUCCCUCUCCCUCUCCCUCUCCCUCUCCCUUUCCCUCUCCCUCUCUCUCUCUAAUGUCUCCAUCUCGCAACACCCCGGCAUGGCUCCGCCCUGCUUCCGAUCAUCCUCCUCCUCAUCCUCCUCCUCCCCCGCCGCCGACGACGACGAAGCAAUCACCGUCUACCUUAUCCUCCGGCGACCCGAACCUCACAACAUGCCUAUACCAAACGGACCACGGCGUCUUCUACCUGACAUGGUCACGCACUUUCUUAGGAGGCCACUCGCUAAACCUCUUCCUCCACUCCCAAGACUACUACAACCGCUCCUCACCUCUCUCCUUCUCCUCAGCCGAUCUCUCCCUCUCCUCCUCCCUCUCCUUCCACCUCACCUUAAACACACUAGCCUUCUGGAGAAGACGCGGAUCCAGAUCCGUCUCCCCCAAGCUCCAAGUCUUCUGGGACCUCACCCGCGCCAAAUUCGACUCCGGAUCCGAGCCUAGAUCCGGCUUCUACAUCGCCGUGAUCGUCGACGGCGAGAUGGCGCUGCUGGUCGGAGACUCGGUCAAGGAGGCCUACGCGCGCGUCAAGUCGGCGAAACCUCCCGCGAAUCCGCAGGCUCUGCUGCUGAGGAAGGAGCACGUGUUCGGAGCUAGGGUUUUCUCGACGAAGGCGAGGUUCGGAGGUAAGAAUAGAGAAAUAUCGAUCGACUGCCGCGUCGACGAGGACGCGAGGCUCUCCUUCAGCGUGGAUGGGAAGCUUGUGCUGCAGGUGAAGCGGCUGAGGUGGAAGUUCAGAGGGAACGAGAAGGUGGAGAUCGACGGGGUCCCUGUUCAGAUCUCAUGGGACGUUUACAAUUGGCUGUUCCAGAGCAAAACGUCCGGGGAGGGAGGAGGAGGACACGCGGUGUUUAUGUUUAGGUUCGAGAGCGAUCCAGAGGAUGAGGAGAGGAAAGAAGAAGAGAGGAGUGAUGAAAACGGCGUCGUUGUGUGGAAGAAUCCGAAGAAGCAGUGUGGGGGAAGAAGCUUGGGGAUUAAAGGGAUGGUGGAGUGGAGGAAGAUGAAGAGGAGAUUCGUUAAGAGCAAGAGGAGUUCUUCCUCUUCCUCCAUCUCCAUGUCUUCGGCCUCGUCGGCUUGUAGCUCGUCGGUUAUGGAGUGGGCUAGUAGCGCCGAUGAGGCGGAGUACGGAGGAGGAGGUUCUUCCGGUGCCGGCUCCGGGAAUGGUCUUGGAUUCUCUUUAUUGGUUUACGCGUGGAUUAAGUGAGGUUUAUUUUUAUUUUUAUUUUUUGUGGAAAACUAAAAAAGGAAAGAUACUGCUGCGGUCAAAAGAAUUAAUUUGAAAAAUUUAUUGUUUUUAACGUUUUA
Raphanus sativus (radish) is the source of this 1560-nucleotide messenger RNA. RefSeq lists its product as uncharacterized. The record is from RefSeq and is a predicted model, not a curated record. NCBI's taxonomy places the organism in Eukaryota, Viridiplantae, Streptophyta, Magnoliopsida, Brassicales, Brassicaceae. The coding region runs from base 275 to 1459 and encodes 394 amino acids. The transcript has a single exon.